GGGACAAGGUAAGAGUCUUGUCGGCGUAUAAACACAGUAAUCAACCGCAAAAGAAAGUAUACUUUACCUAUUUUUUAUCUUUAUGGAAAACAACCAGAGCGGUUUUCUGCUUAAAUUUGGUUACAAUGGGGAGAAGUCGGUCCCGCAGCAGAUCUCCAGUGAGUUCUGUGCGUAGGCGUGGAAACGAGCGAAGAUCAUCAAAGAAAUGUCGUAGAUCUAGCUCUUCGUCCUCCAGCUCCAGCAGUGAAAGUCCAAGCCGUCAGAAAAAACAAGUACAUGUGUCUAGCAAGAGCCAAAGUGCAGAGCAAAGAUCAGAGAAGAAAAAGCAGAAAAGAAAACGCGAUUCUUCCUCUUCAUCAAGCAGCUCAUCAUCUUCAUCUUCCUCCAGUGAUGAAGAAUCCAGGAAGAGAAAGCAUAAAAAGGCCAAGAAACAGUUGAAGAAAAUGAGAGCAAAGGAAAAAAAGAAGGAAAAAAAAGAGAAGAAAAGGCUUAAGAAGAUGAAGAAGUUAGCAGCUAAGGCUGAAGCAGCAGCAAAUAAAGCUCCAUUAAUGAUUCCUGUUCCAGUACCCAUACAAAUAGAUAAACCACAGUCAUGCUUAAUGACCUGGCAAUGUGAUGAUGCCAUAGAACAUGGUCCUGUGAUGACUGAUGAACAGAAAGCCAGUUUUUCCACUAAGAGGCCCAUAACAAAAGAAGAGUAUGAAGCCAGACAGAGUGUAAUCCGGCGAGUUGUUGACCCUGAGACAGGACGUACCAGGCUUGUGAGAGGAGAUGGAGAGAUUUUAGAAGAGAUUGUCAGCAAGGAGAAGCACAAAGACAUCAACAAGCAAGCAACCAAGCGAGAUGGUGAUGCAUUCCAGAAGAGACUAGGGAUUAACAAGUAGAGGAACACAACUUUUUCACUGGACAAAAAAAACUUUUUCCAGAUGUUUUUUAGCCAAAAAACCCAUGCAAUCUUAAGAAAGCAUUAUAUGUUCAGUGUUUUCACGCCUGUAUGAGUGUCUGUAAAAUUACUAAUCUACUUCUUGAAGUGGUUUAAAGAUUGUCUAAUUACUCCUGUUGUUUUAAUUAUGCUUUAUAGUCUCACAUACCAGCACAUAAAUGAGCAAUUAAAUAUCACCUGGAAUAUG
This is a messenger RNA of Tachysurus vachellii, 1130 nucleotides long. It is a transcript of the gene arl6ip4, whose product is annotated as ADP-ribosylation factor-like 6 interacting protein 4. The record is from RefSeq and is a predicted model, not a curated record. The coding region runs from base 126 to 884 and encodes 252 amino acids. The transcript is spliced from 6 exons. NCBI's taxonomy places the organism in Eukaryota, Metazoa, Chordata, Actinopteri, Siluriformes, Bagridae.